UAAAAACCCGUAUCUCCUGCAAUUCUUCUUCUUUUCCUCUCCCUAUCUGUUUCCUUUUCAUGGCGAUUUGAAGACAGCGGCAGAAAAUUAGGGCUUUCUUUCUCCGAAGAAUCUGCCCUAAGAACUGCAGAAAUCUACAGAAAUGCAAUCGUUCGACGCUCUCGACGCGUUCCUGGUCGCGGCGAGCAGAGCUUGUUGCAGUUCUUUCGCCAUCUUCAUCCAGAUCCAGGGAUGUGUGAUCUGUUUAACCCUUGCCCUUGGAUGGUGUUGUGCUGCUUAUGUAAGGAGUAGAGUGAUUAGACGGAUAAAGAAUAAUAUUAAAUGUGGUAAUAGUUUUGGAUUUCUCUGUCAAGACAUCAAUGACCUUGAGCACUCUGCCCAGAUGAAGUUGCCAAGGGUUUCAGUUGUUAUGCCUCUAAAGGGGUUUGGGGAACACAACUUACAGAACUGGAGAAGUCAGAUCACAUCUCUUUAUGGUGGGCCUUUGGAAUUCUUAUUUGUAGUUGAAAGUACGGAAGAUCCAGCUUACCAUGCUGUAUCUCUACUGAUUAAAGAAUAUGAGGAUAGUGUUGAUGCGAAGAUUCUUAUAGCUGGCUUAUCAACAACAUGCAGUCAGAAAAUUCACAAUCAGUUAGUUGGCGUGGAGAGGAUGCAUAAAGACAGCAAGUACGUUUUGUUUCUUGAUGAUGAUGUUAGGCUGCAUCCUGGGUCAAUUGGAGCCCUUACUGCAGAGAUGGUGAAGAAUCCUGAGAUAUUUAUUCAAACUGGAUACCCUCUCGAUUUGCCUUCUGGAAGCUUAGGAAGUUACUGCAUUUAUGAAUAUCAUAUGCCUUGUUCAAUGGGAUUUGCUACUGGUGGAAGAACAUUUUUUUUGUGGGGAGGUUGCAUGAUGAUGCAUGCGGAUGAUUUCAGAAAUGACCUUUAUGGUGUGGUCAGUGGACUACGAGAUGGUGGAUAUUCUGAUGACAUGACCCUUGCGGCAAUUGCUGGAGCACAUAAGAGGCUCAUCUCUUCGCCUCCAGUCGCUAUCUUUCCCCACCCUCUUGCAAGUGACCUUAGUUUCCCGAGGUACUGGAAUUACCUGAGGAAGCAAACAUUUGUUCUAGAAUCAUAUAUAUCGAAAGUUAACUGGAUGAUGAACCGCGCUUUAUUCUCUUCACACUGUUAUCUAUCAUGGGGAUUUGUUGCCCCGUAUUUUAUGGCAUUGAUUCAUGUUACAGCAGCGCUAAGAGCAAGAUUUAACAAUUUACCGUUCACGGAAACAGGCUUUACCUGUAGUGGAUUGUUGCUGGCAGGCUGUUUAGCGAUAUGCACUGUUAUAGAACUCUUUUCAAUGUGGAAUUUGACAAAGGUGGAGAUUCAACUGUGCAACCUCUUAUCCCCGGAGGGGCCUCCAGUCUCGCUCGGGUCAUAUAAUUGGGGCCUUGUCUUUCUUGCCAUGCUGGUAGACAAUUUCUUGUACCCUGUAUCUGCAAUUCGUUCACAUUUUUCACAGUCUAUCAACUGGUCUGGCGUUCGAUACCACUUGAGAAAUGGAAAGAUAAGGAAGAUUGAAAGAUGCAAGGAGAACGGUCCGAAUUAUACUGAUUUAGGUGGAAAGCAUUUGUAUGGAAAGAGAGCAAACCCACAAAAAACAUCCCUACUCAGCUCUUUCGCAAGAAGUUUGGCUCAAUGGCACCAACCCAAGAAAUUCGAUGGCUAGGUGGGCUCAAGGAGAAAAGAUUUGUGCACCAAUUUGCCCUUCUCCUUUGUCCUCUUCCGAGCAUGGCUUGGGUAUUUUUCUUAUUGUUAGCUUCUUUUCUAGGUUUUCAUUUAAUCAUUCUUCCCAUUCAAUCAAUUGAUUUUUCUAGGUUCUGAUCCAUGCUUGGCCAGAUUGAGUUUGUAGUGCUACUGUUCUGUAACAUUAAUGAUUGUACAUUGACAUCUUCAUUCGAGACUGAAUGUUUGGUUCUUGUUUUC
Messenger RNA from Magnolia sinica, 1959 nucleotides. RefSeq lists its product as uncharacterized. The transcript is spliced from 14 exons. Gene Ontology annotation, biological process: glucosylceramide biosynthetic process. Bases 143 to 1702 code for a protein of 519 amino acids. Lineage: Eukaryota; Viridiplantae; Streptophyta; Magnoliopsida; Magnoliales; Magnoliaceae. Gene Ontology annotation, cellular component: membrane. Gene Ontology annotation, molecular function: ceramide glucosyltransferase activity. The record is from RefSeq and is a predicted model, not a curated record.